GUUGGCCCAGCCCAGUAGCCAGAAACUCCUCGGCAGCGCCGACACUCGCAGUCGCUGGCAGCGUUCUUAUUCGGCAAGUCGUUGUUUCUCUCGAGGCGAGCGCUGACAUUCCGCAGUAGAGUGCGUCGGCGAGGAUGAGCGACACCAUCUGCACGGGCUCGCACCUGAAUCAGAGAACCUUCAAGGAGGACGAAUACUGGGAGUCGUUUCAGUCGACCCUGAUCUCCGGCCAAGUGAUGAGCGUCGAUCCGGACGCGAGCGAAUUGAGCACCACCCUCGAGGACGACUCGCCCGAGGAGAACACGCUGAACAUGAACCUCGACGCGAUACCCGACGCCGAUCCCGACGACCUGUUCUUUGACUGCCCCGCGUUCGAGACGAGUCCCGCCAAUUUGGUACGGAGCGCCAACCCCGUGAGGAUCGCGUCGCCAGACCGGCGCGUGAAGCCCCAGUUCUUCACGGUGCAGUUCUCCUCGCCGCCCGACAGAAACCACAAUCUCUCCAGCAGGGUGAACUGCGAGGCGUCGCCGCGCAAGCAGCGACCCGAAUCCGCUAGAAGGGUCUCCCCGGCAAUGUCCGCCACGACGUCCCUGGCGAGCGCCUCGUCGUCGCCGUCGCACGCGGACAUGAGAACGGGCGCGCUGCUCGUGCAGAUGGCACGCGACUUCGACGACCUCAAGGACCACGCGCAGUCGACGCCGAAGCUCUCGUCGGACAGCGGCAACCCGUCGUCCGGCUCGUUCAGCGAGGAGGUGGCCUGGUCGCACGAGGCCAGCUCCAUCGAGCGCAUCAGAAAGACCCUGGACUUCCACAACGCCGACACGAUCGUGGUUCCCCGCAAGCAGAUGAUGGGGAAAAGCAGCAGAGCCGGCGCCAGAGCCGUGGCUGUGCGCAGAGCUUCGGAGAGGCCGUCGCCGCUGCGGACGCGAAUGGGCAAGGUGAAGCUGCUGGCGGGCUACUUCCAGAGUUUCGCCAGCGAGUCGGCCGCGUCCAGGUCCCUGCCCAAGAGUCGAAUACCGCUGCCGGUGCGCAAGUCGUCGCAACUGCUGUCGCACGUGAAGAGGUCGCCGCAGGCGAAGAGCCGAGCCUCGCGAAGUCCCACUUAUCAGACGAGAACGUCGUACAAGCUGCUGUCGUCGCGGCCGGGCACGCCCGGCCACUCCAGGGCUCAUCCGGCGACGGCCACGACCUUUUGCUCCAGCGGCAGCGAGUCCUUUCUCACUCGCAACCAGCGCAAGCUUUGCGCGCGCACCACAAGGGUCCAGUCGUGCUCGGACGCCAACGACGCGGAGAUGCGGCCCGUCGACGAGGCCUGCAAGAGCCACUCCACCGGGGACCUGCCGUCUGGGUCCGUCUCUUCGUCCUCGAUCAAAGCAAUACACUCCAGCAAGAUCACCACGAGGAAGUAUGCGACGGGGAAGCUGACGCCGUUGAGGGGCCCGUCGCCCAGGCUGACGCCGUCUAGGAAAGUCUCGGCUAUCAGCAGCAGAAGAAGCGUCGGCGCUCAGCUCAAGAGGAACAUGACGCCCGUCAAGCCCGUCAAGGAGCUUUGCAAGCUCUUCACUCCUUCGAAGCGCUCCACCGACAAGGUUUCGCAAAAGUCACUAGUUGUGCCCAAGAUCGUCAUCACUCAACAAUAGUUUCCCCUUUCCCAGAGAAACUCUUCUACGCAAACAAUGAUUAUUACCGAACGAAUUGAUUAUUUAACCGUUACUAUUAAUAUGUCGGAAUCGCGUGCAUUUGAAAUGCUACAUUUAUUGAUCGUGUCAUUUGAACUUUUCUACGAGGACUUUUUUAUGAUUGACUAUUUAUUAGUGUGAAAGUGUUGAUAUUUAUUAAUUAUGUACUGAAUGAUAUAAUGCUAUGUGUAUUUAUUAAAUCGUCUUAUUUUUGUAUUUUAAAA
Phymastichus coffea is the source of this 1903-nucleotide messenger RNA. RefSeq lists its product as uncharacterized. The record is from RefSeq and is a predicted model, not a curated record. The transcript is spliced from 4 exons. Bases 135 to 1640 code for a protein of 501 amino acids. NCBI's taxonomy places the organism in Eukaryota, Metazoa, Arthropoda, Insecta, Hymenoptera, Eulophidae.